Molecule: messenger RNA, 2518 nt
Organism: Pristis pectinata (smalltooth sawfish)
Lineage: Eukaryota; Metazoa; Chordata; Chondrichthyes; Rhinopristiformes; Pristidae
Gene: cav1
Product: caveolin 1
Exons: 3
Coding region: 378-920 (180 amino acids)
Biological process (GO): caveola assembly; negative regulation of endothelial cell proliferation; negative regulation of protein tyrosine kinase activity
Cellular component (GO): cytoplasmic vesicle; Golgi apparatus; perinuclear region of cytoplasm
Molecular function (GO): protein kinase binding; molecular adaptor activity; transmembrane transporter binding
Source: RefSeq, a predicted model, not a curated record
CGCUGCGCCUCUCACAGACUCCGUCCCUUGCUGCCUGUUUAUCCCCUCCUGCUUCUCGCACACAUCUCGCUUCGAAACGUGGGUCGCUCGCCUUGCCUCACGUACAUUUUACCUUCCUCUCACACCCUUGGCAGCGGAUUCGGCCAUUGGCCCACACCCGCAGCCCUGAUACUUUCUAUGAUUCAUUGAAUAUGAAUGUGCAUUUCCCGUUGUAACUGGAAACUGCACGUCGUUUGCACUGAGAUUCACAGCCCAGGGUAACUGGCAGCCUUCCACCAAACCCGGCGAUCGCUAUCUGCUGCAGAAUUACCUUCCUGCCGCAGAAUCCUACUUUAACCCACCUGACUUUCUGAACACAUCCAGUUGUUUGGAGAACUAUGUCUGGUGAGAAGAUCGGAGAAUUUGAGGGACUUUUAUAUCCGUCGCCCAUCCGAGACCACGGGAAUAUUUACAAACCCAAUAAUAAAAUGGAAGAUGAGAAGAUGAAAGAGGAAUAUGUGCACGAUUAUCACACCAAAGAGAUCGACUUGGUCAACAGAGACCCAAAGCAUCUGAACGACGAUGUGGUGAAGGUAAGGAGUGGAUUUGAAGAAGUGAUUGCUGAACCGGAGGGAACCCACAGCUUCGAUGGUAUUUGGAAGGCCAGCUUUACUGUCUUCACACUGUCCAAAUACUGGUGUUACCGUCUUCUCUCGGGGCUCUUCGGGAUACCUUUAGCAAUUGUUUGGGGAAUUUACUUUGCAGUCUUAUCAUUCAUCCACAUUUGGGCAGUGGUGCCUUGCGUUAAGAGCUACAUGAUCGAGAUCCAAUGUAUCAGCAGAGUCUAUUCUAUCUGCAUUCACACCUUCUGUGACCCUUUCUAUGAAGCCUUGGGAAAAAUGUUCGGCAACAUUCGGGUAUCGAUGCAGAAAGAAGUGUAAACAGGAAAAUACUGAAAGAAGUGAUUGGUCAAUUUAUCAUAUCGCUUCCUGCCAAAUGGAAGCUCAGUUUCUUUAUCACAGAAACAUGUUGGUGCCUUUACUAAUAGCACUGAUAUAGGAAAAAAAAUGGUUGCAUGCUCUUUAAUUACUUAUCCCUGGCGUGUUCUGUUAUCCUUUUAUGGUACUCUGCAUUUUAACACUGAUCUAAGCUGAACACCUACAUUCCUUUACUGUUAAACACCAUAUGACAGGUUUUUGUAAACAAAUGAGUCAUGCCUUUCUUUAGCAAUUUAGCCCUCCUGCUAUUUCAUUCUGUCGUUUCCCAUAAAACCAGAGACUGGUUCACAGUACUGUACUUACCAGGAAGGUAAGGAUAAAGGAUUAAACACUGAGCAUAGAAUCCUAAUACUAUUUAAAAAGUAGAGAUCUGCUGUGAGAUAUGAAUUAUUUUGCAGUGAAAUUAUAAUCAUACCAUUUUUGAAAAUGCUAUGCAACAAAUAAAUUGCAUUUUUGUUUAAUCUCACCUGAGAUUAUCAGGAUUUAUAGAAACAUUAAAAUUUAAAUAUAAUUUACACAUAUGGAAUGUUGGUCUGGAAGAGCCUUGACUGACACCACUUAAGUGUUUGUUAAAUAGUUAAUCACAGUGGGAAACUAAAUAGCUGUGUGUGAGUUAUGUUGUGUCUUGAUGCCAAGAGGAUUGACUCCUUCUCUCACCACUGUCUAAAAAAUGCAAUGUUCUUUUUAUUUUUUUCUUUGGUAAGCAUUUAAAUAUUUUGUGAACCUUGUGCAUGUCUGGUAUUAAACUCUCUAACAUGCACCAGAACAUCAGGAGGACAAUGGCAAAAUAAUGUUGCUGUGUAUUUAGUGCUUGCAACAUUUGAGAAAUUGUGUGAAAUGAAAGUACUUACUGCACUGUAAGAUAGCCACGUUAAAUUGCUGAAUGUAACUCAGAUUUUCCACAUUGUGCAUUGCAACAUAUCGACUAGCUUUAUAAAAUAUGCAACCCAAAGGAGCUAAUAUCCAGAAUUUUCCUGCUUAGACAAUUGCAGCAGAGAUCGAAAGCCAGAAUCAUAACAUGCUACUGAAGCAUUCUGAUGGGCAGAGGCACCAAUGGACAACUAGCUGUGUGCUACAUUCUCCACCUUCUUUAAACAUAAAACACAUUGAGAGCCUUGAUAUUCUUCCAUGCCAAGUUCUAUUGCCACUUUAUAUAUGUGUAACGGAAGGUUAAAGGAAUUGCUACAACUGCUGUUUUAAAGAAUCACUGAUGGAAAGUUCUUUUUAAGGGUUGUGUAUAUAGUUAAAAUAUAGAUUUAAGUCACCAACAAAAUAAAAAAAAGAAACAGAUUUUUAGAUUUUUGCAGAAGCUAUUUUAUACAGAUGCAUUCAUAUCACUUAUUAACCAUAAAGUAUAUAAAAUUUAGCUUUAAUUUUUUACUACCACUUUUAAUUGUAUUGCAAAUUAUUUGAACCUAUGGUCAAUUUCUUCCAAGUGAUGUUAAAGCUUGCUGUUGCAGAAGAUGUUCAAGCAUUUAAAGUAUGUUAGCAUGUAAGAGCUGAAACAAUUUGAAAAAAUAAAGAAUCAAGUGUUUACACAA